UGGAUCUGCGCUGGGCCCCCCUCCCUGGUACGCGGAGCGCGUCAGGGGCGGCGCCGGAGGCGCCGCCAGGGGCGUCCAGGCGCCGGUCCGAGAAAUCCGCGCGGAGCGUCGAAAGUCUAUGUUUGUGCAGUUGUUUCUCUUUCGCUCGUCCCUCGCUCGCCUCCCCGGAGCUCCCCCGCGCGCUCUGUCCGCUGGCGGUGCUGGCCUCGGGCUCGCCUCCAUGAUGCGGCUCGCUCCGCCGCGCUCGGGCCAGGCCGCGCGCCUCCGCGCGCUCGCCUGCAGCAGCUGCGCUCGCGUCGCGCUCCCGGCCUGCCUGGCGGUCUUCCCAUCGACCUCCGACCCCAUCUGUUCCGGCCCAUGUGGGCGGCCUCCAACUGUUGUGAGAGACGCGUGGGCGAAGAAAGCCAAGGGGGCGUUCCAGAAAGCGUUGGAGCGGCGGUCUGUGCCUGACAGCGACACGGAGGAGCACGAGAGGGCGUGACCCGGCUUCGCUGAGUCGUGGCCCUCCGCACGGACUGCAUGCCGCCAUGGCUUUCAGGGCGCGAGCCGUGCCUCGCAGACGCCCCCCGAGGCGGCUCGAAUUUCUCCGCGGCCACGCUGCUUGGCAAGCGACUGCGAGGAAGAAGCUCGGCCCCCACGUCGAGAAGUAAGGCCCGCGCGGGCAUGCACCGGACCCCGGCCGCGGGGCUUGGCCAGGCUCGGCUCCGGGGCCAACUACAUAUGUAUGAGCGACGCCAACC
Messenger RNA from Prorocentrum cordatum, 740 nucleotides. The record is from the annotation of a GenBank genome assembly. Lineage: Eukaryota; Dinophyceae; Prorocentrales; Prorocentraceae.